AUGGCAUUCGCAUGGUUCGUUCAAAAAGAAACAUCUGUGCAAUACAUCUACAAGGAUUGUAACACUCUACACGUAAAAAGUCUGUUACAGUGUGCAAGUCUCUCUAAGGGAAGUAAAAGUGUGACUUUCUUUUAUGUUCCUUCAUCAAUGUUUUGUCACUGGGAUUGUACCAUAAUCUACUGUCAACUCUGCUCAGAAAAACUUACUAACGAAUGGAAACACUAUGGGGUUGUACGAUCUGUCGAUGGGGAGAUUCUAAACCGACAAAGUGCUCAUCAGUGUACACUUACAAACUUUGAAUCAAGACCCUGGAUUCAGAUUCAUUUAGGAGGACACUAUCUCAUCUCUUUUGUAAGGUUGUACAACAGGCAGGAUGGAGAUGGAUAUCGCCUUCACGAUGUAACAUUGUGGGUGUUCCAGGAUGACCAUAAUUUCACAACUUGUGGAUUCUUUAAAGGGCCAGGGCUAACGAAGCAAGUGGUGGACAUAUUAUGUGAAGAUACUGUGCCUAGUAACAUUGUUAGACUACAGAUUACAGAGGGAUCACAUAAUAUUCUGUGCUUGUGUGAGGUGGAAGUAUAUAUUUUGUAA
Molecule: messenger RNA, 591 nt
Organism: Saccostrea cuccullata (small rock oyster)
Lineage: Eukaryota; Metazoa; Mollusca; Bivalvia; Ostreida; Ostreidae
Exons: 3
Coding region: 1-591 (196 amino acids)
Source: RefSeq, a predicted model, not a curated record